Molecule: messenger RNA, 1588 nt
Organism: Mobula hypostoma (lesser devil ray)
Lineage: Eukaryota; Metazoa; Chordata; Chondrichthyes; Myliobatiformes; Myliobatidae
Gene: uchl5
Product: ubiquitin carboxyl-terminal hydrolase L5
Exons: 11
Coding region: 108-1124 (338 amino acids)
Biological process (GO): protein deubiquitination; ubiquitin-dependent protein catabolic process
Cellular component (GO): Ino80 complex; cytoplasm
Molecular function (GO): cysteine-type deubiquitinase activity; proteasome binding
Source: RefSeq, a predicted model, not a curated record
CCCUGGAAAUCUGGCGCGCAUGUGCAGCUGAGCCUAGCUGUGCGGCCUACUGGGAAGGCUGUCCGGCUUUCGAAGAGUUUGCGUCCUUCUCCAGGCCUGGAUCGCGGAUGGACGCGGACGGGCACGCUGGAGAGAUGGCAGGGAGCGCCGGCGAAUGGUGCCUGAUGGAGAGCGAUCCCGGGGUUUUUACGGAGCUGAUCAAAGGCUUCGGAUGCAAGGGUGUUCAGGUGGAAGAAAUAUGGAGUCUAGAACCAGAAAACUUUGACAAGUUAAAACCAGUUCAUGGCCUCAUCUUCCUAUUCAAGUGGCAACCAGGCGAAGAACCAGCAGGAUCCAUUGUUCAGGAUUCUAGACUUGAGAAGAUCUUCUUUGCCAAGCAGGUUAUCAAUAAUGCCUGUGCAACUCAGGCUAUUAUCAGUGUGUUACUGAACUGUAUUCACCCAGAUGUAGAACUGGGAGAGACUCUUGGGGAAUUUAAAGAAUUCUCACAAAGCUUUGAUGCAGCUAUGAAAGGUUUGGCUCUGAGCAACUCUGAAGUCAUUCGGCAGGUUCACAAUGGCUUUGCCAGGCAGCAGAUGUUUGAAUUUGAUGCCAAGACUGCAGGAAAGGAGGAAGAUGCAUUCCAUUUUGUCAGUUACUUUCCCGUCCAUGGAAGAUUAUAUGAACUGGAUGGAUUGAGGGAAGGGCCAAUUGACUUGGGUGCAUGUAAUCAAGAUGACUGGGUCAGUGCAGUCCGACCAGUCAUAGAGAAGCGAAUACAGAAGUACAGUGAGGGAGAGAUACGGUUUAAUCUUAUGGCAAUUGUGUCAGAUAGGAAGAUGAUAUAUGAAAGAAAGAUUACGGAUCUACAAAGACAGCUGUCAGAGGAAGAACCCAUGGAUACAGAUCAGAGUAGCAGUGUCAUAAGCUCUAUUCAGUCAGAAUUAGCCAAGUAUCAGAUGCUGAUUGAAGAAGAAAAUCAGAAAUUGAAACGGUACAAGAUUGAAAACGUCAGAAGAAAACACAACUACUUGCCCUUCAUCAUGGAACUGUUAAAGACUUUGGCAGAACACCAGCAGUUAAUACCACUAGUGGAGAAGGCAAAAGAAAAACAGAAUGCUAAAAAAGCUCAAGAAGCCAAGUGAAACCUCUUCUCAAUAAUGUUUGACCGUUUGCUGCUGAUAAUUCUGUUUUAAGAAGUGAACUCUGCCCUACAACAGUGAACUUUCCAUAUACUGUUAAAGGAGUGCAAAGCACUCUUAUAUUUGAAAUUAUACAUCUCGUACAAGUCUUUCAAUUGUUCCUCAUCUGCAUUGUGUGCAUGCAUUACAUACUGUGUUUUAAUAUAAAUGAGAUUGGAAAAAAAUCCCGUGCAAAUUUUUCAGUGUUGCCAACACCUUACAACCUAGAUUUCAAGAGAGUCACUUUUUGUCGUGUUGAGUAAUGCAAUUGAUUAGAUGCAUGAAAAGGUAAUAAAUACUAAAUAAAAGUUAUUAUUUAAAAUCGUGCUACUCUUUCCUGUUUUGAGUUUAAUUAACAGAUUAUUGCAGGUUUGUUCUGAAAGGUCAGUGCUGACAAGAAAAAAUAAACUUUGGUUAUUGUAGUAGAA